Symbiodinium natans is the source of this 2049-nucleotide messenger RNA. The record is from the annotation of a GenBank genome assembly. NCBI's taxonomy places the organism in Eukaryota, Dinophyceae, Suessiales, Symbiodiniaceae.
AUGUCGGACGCGAAGCCGUCUGAACCGCCUGCGAAAAAGCCACGGCUUGAGACUGCCGAGGAAGCCUAUGAGGCUGCAUGCAAAAAGUAUAGCAGUUGCGAGGAACAUCUGCGCAAGUUGCAGGCAGACCUUCGCCAAGAGUUGCGAAAGAGUUCCGGUGCGGAUCUCGUGGCAGCUCUUCAGAAGGAAAUAGAGGAAGCGUCCAAAGACAAAGAAGCAGCGUCUAAAGCCGUAGACUUUGCCCGAGAAACACUGCAAUAUGAGCGAGAACAGGCAAAGCAGUCCGAGGCACGCGUUCUCACAGCAGACAAGGCAUGUCAACAGAUUGAGCAAAGCAUCGCAGAGGGCAAGACUUUUUCGCCAAAGCCAUCAGAGACCCCAAAGAUUGUCGAAGGCUCCCGCACGAAUGCAAUCGAAAUCAUGCAGAACUACAUCCGCGAUUCCAUCGAGGGCAAGAACAGAAACAUCGCCGAUGACAAGUUUCCGAUCCUCGGCACGUCGGGCAUGAAGGGCAUCGGCAAAACGACGAUGCUCAAAUACGGACUCACCAAGGUGUUGCCAGACCUGAAGAUGCCGGCGAAGGGCGCAUACCUCACCUUCAAUGGUGGAGCUGGCAGGAGUGCAAACGUGUUUUGGGAAUCGCAGAAUCAGCAAGACACUGUUCUUCGUAGCGUUGGGCAUGUUCUCAUGGCAAACCUGAAGGUGGAAGCCCAGCAGUAUUCCCUUCUGGGCUUUGAGCAAUGUUUGAACCUCUUUCGCAAAGCACUCGGCAUGUCUGAGGAGGAGUCGUUCGUGCUCUUCAUCGACGAGAUCGGCGAGUUGAAGCAGAAGGCUGACGAUGUUUUGAGAGCCUUGAUGACUGAAGCAGAUGAUCGUGGAGGCAACUUGGUUUUCGUCUUUGCCCACAUCAGUCAGCAGUUUUUGGACCACGCGGCAACUGCAAGCGGUCGGAAAGUCAUUUCAUUGCCGCUCGAGGCUUUACCCAUCGACACUUGGAAGCAGAUGAAGGACUGGAAGGACGCGGCUCAAAAGCAUGCAGGUAUUCAUCAACUCCUUCUUCAAUGCUGUGGUCAUCCAAGGUCGCUGUGUGACGGUCUCGAUGAAGCGAAGAAGCAGAACCCCACGUUGCUCUCAGAUCCGACAGAAGAAGCACUGAUUAAAGCACGGGAGCACAUCAUCACUGAGUGCAAGUUCAACUCUGAAAGCCGUGAGCGUUUGAACAAAGACAUUCCACGGUGGUUCAGCCUGCUUGAAGACUCAGACUUGAUGGCUCGACUUGCUCGCGAUGGUCUUUUAUUGAAGUUGCCACAUGCAGAUGCACAGUUUUUCCCCCCGCUGGUUUUGCAGGACUGGGCUGGAAAGAGUUGCAGGACUCCGCUGGGAUAUCACCUCCAACAGGCUUACGCCGCUGACGCAGUGCUUGGUUCUGACACCGAGAAGAAGAUGGAGCCAUUGAUGUAUCACUACGAAGCCGUGUUGAGGAAGGCGUCGGAAGGGCAGACCUUUACACUCAAUGAUUUUUUCAAAAGCGAGCACACCAGCGACAACCUGUGGCAAUCGGAGGUGACGGUGAAAGUCCCUAACGCAAGCCAGUUGGUUCGGUCGGUCAAGGACUUCUCCAAGGCAGAGGACGUGCUGAGGUUGCUUCGAACUGGAUUCAUCGUGGUCUCAGCAUUCCACAAUCAGUAUGCCCUUGAGUAUUUGUCGCCAUUCCGUGAUGCUUCCGAUGACACUUUGAUCGUCGCUUGUGUGCAGUGCAAGUUCGUCCAGUCCACUGUGAGCUGGUCUGACAUCCAGACGAAGAUGGCAGAUGCAACCGAGUGGUUGAAGAAGAAGAAUAUCAUGUGCGUCCCUGUGAUAUACACCACUGCUGACCAGAAGUCCAUCAAGCCGGAAACGUAUGCGGGUGGCAUCUAUUUCAAUGAGACGGACAUGUUUGAGUUCACGAAGAGGCUUGGAGUGUUGCGACUUCACACGCAGAAGUUGGGCAAGAACAUGGAACAGAAACACAAGUGGUUGAGCAGGGCUUCCAGCAACCCCGAUCUAUGA